This is a messenger RNA of Exaiptasia diaphana, 3437 nucleotides long. RefSeq names its product octopamine receptor 1-like. Lineage: Eukaryota; Metazoa; Cnidaria; Anthozoa; Actiniaria; Aiptasiidae. Gene Ontology annotation, molecular function: G protein-coupled receptor activity. Gene Ontology annotation, cellular component: membrane. Bases 1500 to 2636 code for a protein of 378 amino acids. Gene Ontology annotation, biological process: G protein-coupled receptor signaling pathway. The transcript has 2 exons. The record is from RefSeq and is a predicted model, not a curated record.
AUAAGAAUACUCUUUUAAGUCGUUCAAAUAUCGAUAUGAAACAUUGAAUAUCAUUUCACAAUUUGAUUGUUUUGAAUCUUAGGGUAUGCUAAGAACAACGACGCAAAUUGCCAAGACUGCGAUCAACUUAUCCUAGCAACAUUCAAUAUUGAUCAAAUUGCUUUCCAAAUACUACGCUCUCUUAUAAUGGCUUGUUUGUCCUUAUUAUUAAUUAAUGAUGUUCUCCAAAUUAACAGGAACUGGUUUAUUUCUAAUCGCGCUCAAAGAUUCAGGAAGCAGUCAGCAUAGCUUCAAUUUGACCCAAUUUUUGAUAUUUAAUAAAUGAAGGUUGAAACAUGCGGUAGAAAUUCUUUUACUAAUCAACUUGGACGAUAAUUUGAACCGACACAAAUACAUCACGAGAAAGAAAUGAGAUAAUGUAAUUAUGGCGACCACACGAUGAUGCGUCAUACACUGAACCAUUAGUAAACAAUGAAUCUACGGAUAAAAUAGCGCAAAUACAGUGAUCUCUACAAUAGGCGUGAGGAAAUACUUGCAGAAUACUCCACAAUUAAGAGUUAUACGGGUUUGAUUUGAGUAGCGCUAAAACCAUGUAAAAUAUUCUUUGGCUUCGAUCCAUGUAAACGCAGGGGAUUUGAGAAAAUAUGCUAAAAUUGAGUAGAAUUCAGGAACAGUUUGCCAACUGAGGCCAGUACAAAGCAUUGGAGUAAAUUCAAUAUUGUGUAAUGAAAAUCGAGAAUCUAUUGCGGAAAAAAAAUAAUUUUAUAUUUUAACUUCACACUUUUGUAAUCACAAUAGCAGAACAUUUUAAGUCACAAUAAUUUAAUGAAAUACGUGAUUGUUUACACCAAUGUAAUAAAUAUUUGAUAAUCGUUUCGACAUUCUAAAUUAUAGAUAAUUACAAGCACUCACGAUUAUAUAACCUUUGCUACGCAUCGAGCCGAGAGCUGUAGUAUGAAAAAAACGUUUCGCCUUCCCGGCCUCUUUAUACUACUAUACUCGGCUCGAUGCGUAGCAAACGUUAUAUAAUGGUGAAAGCUUGUAAUUAUUUAUAAUUAAGAAUGUCGAUUUCAAACUUUGCAUAUGCAAGAAUAAAAGAUCUGGCUAACUUACGUUUCAACUUCACAUCUUAACAGCUCAACAAUCGCAAAAAAAAAAAAAAAAAAAAAACGAAAAAGACCUAGGGAUUCUGGGAUUGAUAUACUAUCACUCUGCAUUAUCUGCAGACAAUGAAUUUAUUAUGUCCACUUUUUGACCAAUCAGAAUUAAGAUAGUAAAAUAAAACUCGUAAUACUACCCAUGAUUGAUUCAAUUCAUUGACACAAGCCAGUGCAUGAAGAUCUUUCGUGUGCAGUUGAUGCAGGUUGGUACAACAGAGUUUUCAACAGAACAUCCACUACUCUUGGAUAUACUUGGGYAAACGUAUACAUUGAUUGACUUGACCAGAAUAUCUCAAGCUUUUCCAAGAAUACUCGCGGAAAGAUACAGUUUGAUCAACAAUGAAUGUCAGCGUAAACAACUCAACAUCUUUCAACAACAGUCUUACAAACCCUCAAGGACUGCAUUGCGUUGAUACGUCAUUUUCCAAGGCCGCGGUGAUAGCUAAAGUGUUUUUCCUCUCUGUUAUCUUGGCUGUUUCCUUUGUGGGAAAUAUUCUCAUCAUCUUCGUUGUCUAUAAAAACCAUACUCUUCGUCGGACAAUCAACUUUUUCAUCGUGAAUAUAGCUGUAUCAGACUUGAUUUUGCCAACUUUACUUCUUCCGAGAGAGAUUGUAGAGACGGUAAGGCUGGACAAGGCUUGGUCUAUACACGGAGUCACCGGUCAAAUCGCUUGUAAAUUAAUCUACUUUUUAUCUGAUGUCUCACCAACAGUAUCCAUUCUGAGCUUGAUAUUUAUGACUAUUGAUCGGUUUUUAGCCGUUGUAUUUCCUUUACGAGUGACUCUCAUGAACUCCAAGCGCAGAUACUGUCUUAUCGCUCUGACCUGGAUCAUUUCUGCAGGGUUUUUCUCUCCAUAUUUCUACGCAAUGAAUGUAUCAAAAAGAGAAGAUGGUAGGAACUACUGCAUGCUGCUAUGGAGUCGCGACAUCUCUACACAUAUAUCGAUACACAAAGCCUUCAGUGCAGCAAUAUCCAUAUUAUUCCUCGUCAUCCCAUUCUCCACUUUAACUGUUCUCUAUUCCAUUAUACUCAUCAAAACAAGAACAACUCCAGAACUGAUUCGUACUAAGACUUGUGAAAAAGCUCGGCUCAGGCAAAAGCAAACAGCGAAGCGCGUCACUCUAAUGGCCUUUGUGAUCGUCUUGAUAUUUGGUUUGUGUUGGGGCCCUUACAACAUCCUACUUUUCCUUUUGAUCUUUGUUUGGAACUGGAAGCGUCCCUCUUUCUGUCAUUGGCCGACAUUUUUGUUUGCUGUUCAAUUUCUGUGUUAUUCUAAUGCGGCAAUUAACCCGUGUGUGUAUUUCAUUUUCAUCAAAAACUUUCGUCGAGGAUUGAUGAAGCAAUUAACAAGUAAGAAAAGUAGAUUGAAGCAGCAACUACGUAUUCAGAAUCUCCAGUCCGAAUCACCACUUCUAACAUCCAUGGGAACUACUGCAAAAAACACAAACAUUUCCUCGGCGGAAACUUGUAUAUAAAUGGUAUUUAAUGAGUACUUGUAGAGUAGUUUAACAAAGUUAUAAGUGUACGUGGUAUCUCUCAACAACUGGUUAGAAGGCCUAGGAAUUACUUAAUCAAUGGUAAAGCAGUCAACUAAAAAACACUCCAUAAAUAAUUCAGCGAAAGAACUCAGAACUCAGGAUAAUAAGCUGAAAUUAUCAUUAGAGUUUUAAAAUAGCCUUAUGUUGAAAUCUGACCAAUAAGAGGACAAUUUUGAAAUUCAAUCAUAUCACAGUAAUAUGGUAAUUUGCAAAGUACUCAUAACAGGCCGUGAACAAGUGACCAUGAGGUCGUGACUUGGCUUUUAUGUGCUGAAAUAUUUACAAGAAAAAUGAACAACUAACUUCCCUAUGGUUGCCUAAAGUCGGGAAUUUACAUUAAACUGCAUGAGUUACCAAUUUCUAGCUAGGAGACUGCUUCAUGCUGAUGUUUUCUUCAUCAGUGAUGACAUUGUACAGCAGACUAAAACACAAAUACUUGUUAUGAACUUGCUGAAAUCACAAAAACAUAUUAUGAUUAUUCCAUGUGGGAUGACUGCUAAAAAUGUGCAUAAUUAGUUGUAGAACAAUACGCAUGCUCAGUAGAAGUUUGAAUAUUGAUGUAUCCGUUUGAUAUUUAUUAUUUAUCAAGCAGUUUAGCUAUAUGAAAACUUUCCAGUCGUUAGCGAAAGUUAAGAAAUAAAUAAGAUUAACUUAACCGGUUCUUACAGCUAAUGAAUAUUGAAGGUAUUUUCUGCUAAUGACGUCCAUAUCAAACAAUUGCCUAACAUUCGCGCGGGC